This is a messenger RNA of Hibiscus syriacus, 1186 nucleotides long. RefSeq names its product protein BEARSKIN2-like. Gene Ontology annotation, biological process: regulation of DNA-templated transcription. The record is from RefSeq and is a predicted model, not a curated record. NCBI's taxonomy places the organism in Eukaryota, Viridiplantae, Streptophyta, Magnoliopsida, Malvales, Malvaceae. Bases 16 to 1131 code for a protein of 371 amino acids. The transcript is spliced from 3 exons. Gene Ontology annotation, molecular function: DNA binding.
UUUUGGUACUAAACGAUGGGUUCAUCGAACGGCGGUGUGCCUCCGGGGUUCAGGUUCCAUCCAACGGAGGAAGAGCUCCUUCACUACUACUUGACCAAAAAGGUGUCGUUUCAGAAGUUCGACAUGGAGGUCAUUAGAGAAGUGGACUUGAACAAGAUGGAACCUUGGGAGUUGCAAGAGAGGUGUAGGAUAGGAUCAAGUCUGCAGAACGAGUGGUACUUUUUCAGUCACAAGGACCGUAAAUACCCAACAGGAUCCAGGACGAAUAGGGCAACCAAUGCUGGGUUUUGGAAGGCGACGGGGAGGGACAAGUGCAUUCGUAACAGCUACAAGAAGAUAGGUAUGAGGAAAACCCUUGUUUUCUACCGAGGAAGAGCUCCCCAUGGCCAAAAGACCGAUUGGAUCAUGCAUGAAUACCGGCUCGAAGAUGGCGACGAUCUCCAAGGAAAUCACGUGGAAGAUGGGUGGGUGGUUUGCAGGGUGUUCAAGAAGAAAAACCUCUUCAAAGUUGGCAACAACAUCAACUCAUUGGAUCAACAGCUGAACGUUAACAGCACCACCACUUCAAGCGGCAGCCAAACUCAACCACUUCCUUUCAUGCAUGGAUCAAGCGACCAAUACAACCUCAGCAGCACCAUUCAACAGAGCUUGGAACUAAAAAAGGCCGAGCUAGCCCUUCACUAUCCUCCUCCUCAUCAUCACAUGCCGACACCUACACCUCAGUGUCAUCUUUUCCAUACUCAAACCAUAGUGCCGACGGGAAAAGUGGCUAUCGGCUAUACGGAGUAUGCAUCGCCGGUGGGUCUCCCGUCGGAGUCACAUCAUCAGCCGAUAAUGAUCAAACAACUGAUGGGGAACCAUAGGGAAUGUGAGAGUGGGAGUGAGAAUGUGAGGUACCAAGCUUGUGAGACGGGCAUAGAAGGUGUUGGUGGUGGAAGAGACGAUGAGAACCAGGGGAUGAACGAAUGGGGCAUGCUGGACGGCCUGGUGACAUCUCAUAUAGGAUUAGGUCAAGAUUCUAACAAAGUGGUGAGGUUUGAAGACGGUGCCGCUACGAAUGGGACCUCAGUGCACCCAAUCAACCAACUUUCACUUAGAGGAGAAAUGGAUUUUUGGGGCUAUGGGAAAUAGUUUAAUUUGAUUGUCACUGAACUACUUCAUAUAUUCAUGGUAAACUAUAUAUGUU